Molecule: messenger RNA, 1365 nt
Organism: Aspergillus puulaauensis
Lineage: Eukaryota; Fungi; Ascomycota; Eurotiomycetes; Eurotiales; Aspergillaceae
Product: MCT family MFS transporter
Exons: 4
Coding region: 1-1365 (454 amino acids)
Biological process (GO): transmembrane transport
Cellular component (GO): fungal-type vacuole membrane
Molecular function (GO): transmembrane transporter activity
Source: RefSeq, a predicted model, not a curated record
AUGGCCACCAAGGGUCCCCAGGUUCAUACCACCUCCGGAUAUGAACUUACUGAGCCCUCGACCGCCCACAAUCGCGACCGGGCGGCGACUGUCGAGCCCGAGGACCCAUUCAGGUCUGGGACCAGCACCCCGCGGUCAGAAGAGGCCAGCGAUGAUGAUGUGUUUCCAGAUGGGGGCACUCGAUCAUGGCUCGUCGUCCUGGGGUCCUUCCUGCUGCUGAUGGCCUCGUACGGGCUGAUGAACUCGGUCGGGGUGCUGCUCUCCCACCUCGAGUCGCACCAGCUCGCCGACUACUCCAGCCGCGACAUCGGCUGGAUCUCUGGGAUAUUCGUCUUCACGGCCCUCAGUCUGGGGAUCUUCGUCGGCCCCCUGUUUGACGCCUACGGACCGAAAGAGCUCGUCACCGCUGGCACGGGGAUCUAUGCACUGGGCAUCCUCCUCACUGCGGAAUGCACCCGCUACUGGCACUUCAUUCUCUGCUUCGGCGUGACGGCCGGCAUUGGCGCUGCGCUCGUCAGUAACGUGGCAAUGGCGUGCGUGCCUCACUGGUUCCACCUCAAGGCUGGCAUGGCCCUCGGGACAGCCAUGGCGGGCUCGGGGCUGGGGGGUGUGAUAUUCCCGUAUAUCAUGCGCGAGACUUGGAACAGCGUCGGCUUCAAAUGGGGGAUGCGCGUCGUUGCGCUUGUUGUCUUUACGCUGUGCGGCCUGGCCUCUUUGCUGGUGAAGUCGAGACUCCCAAAGGGUGGCAGGCUGAAGGCCGCAUUUGAUAUUCGCUGUUUCAAAGAUGCCAGGUUUACGUGGCUGUCCAUUGCUACUUUCUGCCUGGAACUCGUCGUCUUCGCACUCACCGGUCUCCUUCCCAGUUACGCCGUAGCACAGGGCUUCAGCGCCAGCGACAGCGUGAACUUCCUAGUUGUCCUGAACGUAACAAACUGCGUCGGCCGUCUCGUCGCCGGCCGCAUCGCAGACAUCUACGGCCGCAUAAACAUCCUCAUAAUCCUCGUCGUCAUGGCCGUAGUCCUCAUCUUCACCAUUCUCUACCCAUUCAGCAGCUCCCUCGUCGCAUUGUACCUCUUCUGCGGUACAUACGGGUUCGUCUCUGGCUCGUUCAUCUGUCUAGCCCCCGUCUGCGUCCGCCAGAUUUCACCGGCAAAGGAGAUCGGCAUGAAGUUUGGGACUUUGUAUGGGGUUGUUGCGUUUGCAACCCUCAUUUCCGUUCCCAUCGGUGGAGAAAUGCUCGAGAGUGUCGGCGGCCAGGUCGUCGUCCUGUGGCUGGGUGGCGUGCUGGCUGCGACGAUUGUGCUUUUUGUGAUUGCCAGAUGGGCCUGCUUGGACUAUCGCUGGAACUGGACGACCAAGAUUUGA